Drosophila guanche is the source of this 3386-nucleotide messenger RNA. Its product is annotated as leucine-rich repeats and immunoglobulin-like domains protein 3. The transcript has 5 exons. NCBI's taxonomy places the organism in Eukaryota, Metazoa, Arthropoda, Insecta, Diptera, Drosophilidae. Gene Ontology annotation, molecular function: protein binding. The record is from RefSeq and is a predicted model, not a curated record. The coding region runs from base 890 to 3151 and encodes 753 amino acids.
AAGAUACUCUCGUAGCGUGCGGUUCUCGCAAAGCUCGCGUUUUUCCGCUGCAUUUGUGGAAGAGAAUUUACGUAAAAGUUCCCAUGGUAGAGGCCUUUAAUAGGAGUCAAAUUUAACGAAUAAAACGUAAUUAAAAAGUGCUAAGAAACCCAAAGAUAAUACAUAAUAUAACGGAAAAGCAUUGUCAGAGGAAACCAUAAACGAGAAGCAUUGCCAGGCCAGGACCACGAAAUAAUCCCAUUAACAUAUGCUGUGUACGCGUGUGCGCGUGAAUCCGUUACGGGCUCUAUAAUUGCAUUGAUUGACACCCGUUACGACUGUCGCCUUGCUAUUUAUGGCCAGAGGAAUUCUUCGUUUUUUAUUUCCAUUAAAAUCUCAAGGGGGAAAAGCAGUGCAAAAAGUGUGACCAACGUGCUGAGGAAUUCAAUAAGUGAAGGCCGUAGUGGGGCAUCGGCCCACCCUUCUCGCAAUAUUACUGUGCGUGUGUCAGCGUGAAAAUUCGAGGAAUUUGCAAUUAAUGUUGAUCAAUCACACGCACACACAAAAGUCCAAUCAACUGAAUUCAAAUAAAAUCAUAAUACAGGAUUAAUUGAAACUCUUGAGAAUUUAUUCAGCGGGAGCUACUUCGACGACGCAGCACGAUACACUCAUAUUUAUUGCAAUUAUUUGUCCUGGAAAAAGAGCUAUGAUAUAAUUGGCAUCAGGCAGACAUCCCACUGGAGGACAGAACACUUCUCAAAUCUCCCAUCCGCAUGCAGAAACCCCUUAAGUAGCCAAGAUGUGCAUUAAUUGGUGGUAACUCCACACAUUUGCCGCACGCAGGACAACAAAUAAUUAUCGAGCCCAAGUACCGGAAGCAGCAGCAGCAUCUAAUAGCAGCGCCCACAAAAUGGCUGACCGCACACAGACCACCGCAGCAACCACAGCCACACGAAGGAGCAGACCCUGGCUGAGAGGAGAAAUGGGCGUGAUACUCGUGGUGGUGCUGGUGCUGCUCCUGCCCCAACCAUUAUGGGCCUUCUGCCCCUCCAAGUGCCAGUGUUUGGGCGGUGAGGCCAACAGCAGGGCCCUGUGCGUGGAUGCUGCCCUCGAGGAUGUGCCCAUCCAGCUGAAUCCCGAGACAAAGUACAUCAAUCUGACGUUGAAUCGGAUACGCAAUCUGGAGUUCUCGCUGCCAUUCUACAUGAAGCUGGAGAUACUCGAUCUGUCGCAGAACAUCAUCGAGACGCUGGGCUCCAAGAACUUCGAGUAUCAGUCGGAGCUGCGAACCCUCAAUCUCAGCAGCAAUGUUGUGAGUUCCCUGCACAAACAUGCCUUCAAGGGAUUGACCAGCUUGCUGCUGCUGGAUCUCAGCUACAACCGCAUCGAGACGGUGCAUCCGACAGCCCUCAGCGAUCUGGCGUCUCUGGUGGAGCUGGAUCUGACCAACAAUAAUAUUGUGAGUCUCGAGGAUAACUGCUUCAAGGGCAUGUCCACGCUGGAGGUGCUCGUGUUUCGCAACAAUCGGCUGCUUGACGUACCGGCCAGCAAUCUGUGGCACCUGCAUGCCCUCAAGAGCCUGGACAUGUCCGACAAUCUGGUGGAGUUUGUGCGGAAUGACAGCUUUGAGGGUCUGAAGGAACUGCUGGCCCUCAGCCUCAGGGGCAAUGUGAUGAGCGAGCUGGAUGCGAACGCCUUUGAGGGACUCAUCUCGCUGAAGCAUUUGGAUCUGGCCGAUAACAAUCUCACGAUGGUGCCCACCCAGCAGCUGGCGAAACUUUCGAAUCUCACCUAUUUGAACCUUGGAGGCAAUCGCUUUUCCCACCUGCCCGCCGUGGCAUUCCUCAACUUGUUUCAUUUGCGCGAAUUGCACUUGAGCCGCCUCGACUAUUUGCAGCGCAUCGAUUCGAGAGCCUUUGUGGAUAACACGCACCUGCAGACGCUGCACCUGAACUACAACCCGCAGCUGAGCGACAUACCGAUGCGCCUGUUCCAGGGCAAUCCCAACAUCCUGGAGGUCUACAUGCAGAGCAACAGUCUGCAGACUCUAUUCUCCGCACAGUUUCCGGUGGAUCAGUUGCAGAAGCUUUACCUGGGGGAUAAUCCACUGCAGUGCAACUGCUCGCUGCUGUGGCUGUGGCGCCUCGUUACCGGAAACUUCGAGGGCAUUGAGCCACCGCUGGAGCAUGCACCGGGCGGUGCUGUGGCCGCCUUGGCAAAGGAGGCAACCCAAAGGGAGGGGGAGCAGGAGACGGAUGAUGCCACCACGGCGGCCGUGGCCGAGGAUGGUGUCGCCGUUUUGGCUGCCUACAUAGCCGAGCAGCACAUUGCUAAUGCCCUGCACACCACCGAACCGAGUGCCUACGAACUGGCCACUUCCUCCUCGUCCGCAAACCGCAACACUGGGUAUCUGCGGAUGGACCGGCAGCAGAUCGGCUGCGACAUCUGGCGGGACACGGUGCGCACGCGGCGCCAGCUGCUGUCCAUGAGCGAGGGCGAAAUCACCUGCCCCGCCCACAUUGUGACGGUGGUGUGUGCCGUCAUCACGUGCCUCCUGGUGGCCAUGAUCGGGGUGAGCGUUCUCUACUAUCUGCGCUUCGUCAAGCGUCGCAGGAAGCUGCUCCACGAGCGCGGACCCAUGCGCACCAGCAAGAGCAUCAUCAAUGUCCAUGACCGAAUCCUGCAGGGCCACCAGCCGCUGGGCGGCAAUGGACUCGGCAUGGGCAUGGGCAUGGGCAUGGGCAUGGGCAUGAGCAUGACACUGGGCGGCAGCAAUGGGGGCAUGGGCAUGAUGAAUUAUCCACACAACGCCCAGACGCUGCAGGCGCACCACCACUACCAUCAGGCGAUGCCGCUGCAGGCACACAACACAGGGAGUGGCCAUGACUAUCAGCAGACGACGCUGCCGCAGCUGGACAAGCUAGAGCUGGAGCGCUACCUGGCCGCCCAGACGAUUGCCAAUGAGUACAGGGCUCUGAAGCCCUGGGAGCUGCCCGUCAAGGAGGCGGACGACGAGCCGGAGCAUCUGUACGAGCGCUUCGAUCACUACGAGUAUCCCGAUACUCAGACCAUGAGCAAACUCAAGCAGGCGGCAUCGCUCUCGAAAUCAUCUGGCGAUCCACCAGCUGCUGCUGUGGCAUCGAAUGGGAAGCCGCAUGUUGUCUACGUAUGACGUGGACGUGGCCAGGUCGAGACGGGCAUGGAAAUGCAAAUGGAAAUGGAAAUGGUGGGCCUAAAUCUCACCAACAACAACUAUCGGAGCUAUGUGCAGAGCGAGUUCUGAAAAGAGUGUGGAUCGCUAGGAUCCGUCGAAGAUGCCAUUGAAACAGGGAAUGUGAGGUUAUGGUUUGUUUAAGUUUCGGUUCUAAUUUCUAAAAGCAAAACAAAAACAAAAACAAAAUAACAAA